GUGAAGAACCACCUGCACUUCCUGGAGGCCUUGCCCCAUGUCAAACCAUUUUACACUGUUAAGUGCAACAGCAGCAAGGGACUUGUGCGGCUGCUGGCUGAAUUAGGGGCAGGAUUUGACUGUGCUAGCAAGGAUGGUUUUGCGCAUUGCCACUGAUGACUCCCGGUCCUCAGCUCGCCUGAGUGUGAAAUUUGGUGCCACCCUUAACUCCUGCAGACACCUGCUAGAGACAGCAAAAGAGAUGAAUGUGGAGAUUGUUGGCGUCAGUUUUCACGUCGGCAGUGGCUUUGUUGACCCACAGAUCUUCGCUCAGUCCAUAGCAAAUGCUCGGCUGGUGUUUGAAAUGGGCAUGGAGCUGGGCUACAAGAUGCACCUUUUGGACAUUGGAGGGGGAUUCCUGGGCACUGAAGAUACUAAAGAGACUGCAGCCGUGAUAAACUCAGCCCUGGACUUGUAUUUCCCGGAAGGCUGUGGGGUGGAGAUCAUCGCAGAACCUGGACGAUACUACGUGGCUUCGGCUUUCACCUUGGUUGUCAGUGUCAUUGCCAAGUGGGAGGUUCCCUUGGAUCAGCCUGGCUCAGAUGAGGAAGAGCCCAGUAGCAAGAAGAGCAUCAGGUACCACAUCAACGACAGUGUCUACCGAUCCUUUGGCUGCAUCCUUUUUGACAACGCCUGCCCCACCCCCAUCCUGCAUAAGAAACCCUGCCUAGACCAGCCCUCCUACAACAGCAGCCUCUGGGGUUCCAGCUGUGAUGGGCAGGACUGCAUUGCAGAGGGCUUGGAGCUCCCAGAGCUACAGGUCCAUGACUGGCUGAUCUUUGAGAACAUGGGCGCCUACACCAUAGCUGCCUCAUCCUCCUUCAAUGGGUUCCAGCCACCGCAAAUCAACUAUGCCAUGUCCCGCGUGGCCUGGGAAGCCAUCCAGCUGCUUCAGAGGAAGCUGCUGCAACCAGAAGAGACUAGGGAGAGCAGGUGCGCUCCUCUGUCCUGCGGUUGGGAGUUGCCAGGCCCGCUGUGCGCAAACCCUUUCUUCACUCCAGCCAGCAUCAUCUGAGCAGCACCAGUAAUACCAGGGGCAGAUCUUUAACCAGCAGGACUCGUGCCACACCCUGCUCACACCUACAGUCAACUUGCCUCUCCCACUUCUGCUCUUCAGUAGGACCCAUUUUCAAUUCAGUGUGGUUUUUUAAGUAUGCAACAUAAAUCCUGUUCCUCCUGCCUGCCUGGCGUUGCGUGCUGUGUGCUAUCAUGGAGGGUCUCCUGUUUGCUGUGUGGGCAUUGGGGGCUGACUGCUAGGAUCAUGUGAAAAUAAGUUAAGCUGAAUUGUUUUUUAUAAAGAAACACAUGGAUUUUCCCUCCCCUUCCUGCAAAGGGGAGUUCAGCAGAACACAGCUGAAGAUUGAUAGGACCACAGAGAAAACAGGCAAGUGUAAAUUAUAUCCCAAGCAAAUUGCAGUGCUGUUCCUCCAUUCCAGAACCUGAGGCAAGAGGUCAGACAUUUGCACACUGCUCAGUCACCAUCUGCUGGUAAAUCACAGGACUGCUGGGCUACAGAUCUGCAAUUCUGCUAUAUUUGCUUGUCACGUAUCUGUGCUUGUAAACCCUUCACAAGGAAAUGUUUUAAGAACAUCAUGGAGAGAGCCAGCAGCAUGUGAGCUGCAGAGUGUGCUCUCAGACACAGCAAGCAGAAUGAGCUCUUUUUUAGGUAAUACCUAAAAUUGAAGAUUAAAAAUGAAUCCAUCCUGGCUCGCAAACAAUGUGUGUGAUCCACUUAGAGACAGCU
Molecule: messenger RNA, 1783 nt
Organism: Alligator sinensis (Chinese alligator)
Lineage: Eukaryota; Metazoa; Chordata; Crocodylia; Alligatoridae
Gene: AZIN2
Product: antizyme inhibitor 2
Exons: 7
Coding region: 134-1054 (306 amino acids)
Cellular component (GO): cytoplasm
Molecular function (GO): catalytic activity
Source: RefSeq, a predicted model, not a curated record